This is a messenger RNA of Striga asiatica, 1355 nucleotides long. NCBI's taxonomy places the organism in Eukaryota, Viridiplantae, Streptophyta, Magnoliopsida, Lamiales, Orobanchaceae. The record is from the annotation of a GenBank genome assembly.
AUGUCCGAGCACUUUGAAAGGUUCUUCAACUACAUUGUCAAUCCGGAGAAACCAACAUUGGUAGGUUUGCGUAAUUUGAAUCCUCAUUGCACCCUUACCACUAGAGAGGGGCAGAGGUAUAACGUGACAUUGAGAGGUAAUCGCUUUCGGGUGGUUUUUGCUGAAGGGUGGCUAAACUUUGUGCGUGGUGAGGAGAUUAAGACCGACAAUUGUUUGUGGUUCGACCGCACAUCCUUUACGGAUUUCAUAGUGACAAUCCACACAGACAAUCAAGUUGAGCAGGAUCUUCGACACCGUUAUACGCUAGAAAUCAAGAAAACCCAUCCAAUUCCUAUCAAUUUUUUGCGAUCUUAUGUUCUUAGCGAGCCCAGCGACACUUUCAGAGCAGUUUUGGAGUUUGAGGGGACUACAUAUGAAUUACAAAUAGUUGAAGGGCAUGGAAAAGUUUUGAUGCAAAAUUGGGAUGCUGAGGAACUUGUGGAGGCUACUGAAAUGGUUGAAGGCUCAACAUGGUGCUUCACUUUAAUUCCUUAUAUUUGUGUUCGUUUCGAGGUUGGUCAAAAAGGUGUAGAAGAGGGAGAAAGUGAAAAGGAAGUGUUUUGGCGAGAGCAGAAAUACAACACUCGGGAAGUUUUGUUUGGGAUAACGAGAGUAAUUGCUUUUUUUCGUCAAAGGAAAGUGCUCAAACAUAUUGUAAUACGCAAUCCAAUGCACAAAAUAGCAGUCAUACGACGUGGGUCCAACUACUCAAGCACGUUACAUGCGCCAACGGACAAUGACACACCGUCAGUCUUUGAAAUUGCGACCCCAGAUAUCAUUAGAGAACAUUUCCGCUAUAUACGAGAAGGAUUUUCAAACAAAUGGCUUCCAGCAGCUGAGGAAUCUUUUUGUUCAAUCCUUCUACAUUACAUCCAGUCAGAAGGGUUCAACUCCGAGUUUGACAUAUAUAUGGUGUUUGAUAGAAUAUACAGAAGUUGCUUGGAUUGUCCAUUAGGAGUUUUCGACAUACAUGCAAAGACCGUCUAUCUUCACGAGGACGAUCGUGAGGAAGCACUUGAGUUUUGGGCAUUAGUAGACCAUUAUUGUAGCAACAAUCCUGAGCCUCUAUGGGAAACCUUGAAGAUAGUUUUCGAACCCCUAGGGCUUGACCCAUAUCCUGGUGAAAUGAGGGCGAGAGAUGAACGUAACCAUCGCAAACUUGCCCAAGUUGUUCGCGACUACUGGGCCGAAGAAAGACGUAUGGCAGCACAAAGAAGAAGGAGAGAAAAUUGAGAUUGUUGUCGCUUAUGUACUUUUAAGAUAAAUGACUUUUCUUUCAUUGUGGAACAGUUUGUAAUCUCCAUUGGUGUAUGUAC